AUGUUUAACCAAGGUUGAGAAAUCUUUCUGAGAGUUUAUAAGUUAGCAAGGUGCUGAGAAUAAUGUAUGUACAUGUGAAAUCAUCUGUCCCCUCUUUGUGAAGGUUACUGUUCAAAAAGGUGAAGGCACUGCUAGAGGGAAUGUCCGGAUGAUGCGUCUGGUGGGCCCCACUGUCUCCUCAGACACACCGAUUUAUGAAUGUCUGCUUCUGCUGCCCCAUUGGCCAGGGUUAUGGACUGACAGAAUCAUGUGGAGCUGGGACAGUUACUGAAGUUACUGACUAUACUACUGGCAGAGUUGGAGCUCCUCUUAUUUGCUGUGAAAUUAAACUAAAAGACUGGCAGGAAGGUGGUUAUACAGUUCAUGACAAGCCAAACCCCAGAGGUGAAAUUGUAAUUGGUGGGCAGAAUAUCUCCAUGGGAUAUUUUAAAAAUGAAGAGAAAACUGCAGAGGAUUAUACUGUAGAUGAAAAUGGACAAAGGUGGUUUUGCACUGGUGAUAUUGGAGAAUUCCAUCCUGAUGGAUGUUUACAAAUUAUAGGUCAGUAUAUUCUCUUUUCUGUGGGUUUUUUUUUUCAGUUUUUAUAAUUUUAACCCAUGUAAAAGAUAUAAUGGUCAGGUCAUCAAUAAGGUUGAUGUUUCCAUUGGUUUAAACUUGGGGAAGGUUAUUUUACUUACGCCUCAGCUUCUCCAUCUGCAAAAUAGAGAUAGUUACCAACCUCACAGGGUGGCUGUUAGGAUUAAAUGAGUUGACAUAUAUAAAAUAUUCAGAGAAGUACCUGAACUUUAGUAAGUUGUAGCAACCAUAGCAGCAGCAGCAGGAGCAUUGGGGAUGGGGAAAUCUGAGUAGGAAAAUAACAAAUUGGUUAAUAAGAAAACAAUUAUAGUUCAGAAGAGGGCUUUUUUUGGUCAACUACAUGUGGUUCUGCCUAACUAUUUACUGUAAUACACCCUACUCUAAGCCUUCCCUACCCUUUAUUGUGUACUCCCUUUACCUCCCCACUCAAGAGACAGAAUAGGCCCAUUUUUUUUCACGGUGGCCGUUUCUAUGGCUCUAACUA
Messenger RNA from Castor canadensis (American beaver), 1060 nucleotides. The record is from RefSeq and is a predicted model, not a curated record. Lineage: Eukaryota; Metazoa; Chordata; Mammalia; Rodentia; Castoridae.